CAGUGAGUCCCUCCACAGCGCCUUCCUGCUGGCUCUCUGCCAGCUGCCGUGAGAGCUGCCGGGCUUCUGCCCUUCGUUCCAAGUUAAGAAUGGAAGUGCGUGGUCUUCAGAGGAAUCCCAGCUACCUCUCAGAUCUCUAUGAGAACAUGUUGAAGGCUGAAGGAGCACGAGGGCAGCAGCAGCCCCCAGCCGUCCAUACAAGUAUCAACAAGACUUUUCGGAGCAGUGCCCCAGCCAAGGAGAGCCCCCAGCCGAAUAAUCAUCCGAGCAGCACCUCCUCCAGCUGUGACCCAGCCCUGCGGCCCAUCAUCCGCCGCCGAGCGAGGUCCCUGCCCACAUCACCCGAGAGGAGGAUGAGAGCAGCACUGCAGUGCCAGCAGCCCGGCUGCCAGAGCCGCAUGAACCGGGUCAGGUUUGCUGAUGCUUUAGGCUUGGAGCUCACUGAAGUGAAAGUCUUCCAGACUGGGGAGGAUCCAUCUAUCCCUUUGCAUGUCCUUUCCAGGCUCUCCAUAAACUCAGACCUCUGGUACAGCAACUUGAACUUGGAGUUCACUAUGCACUGCUUGGUCCCUGACUUCCAGCAGCCUGCAGACUGUCUGGAUUUCUCAUCCCGACUCCAGGAGCAGCAGGUGUGUCUGGAACGGGUGACCAGCUCAGAUCUGGGGCUCAGUGGCACCAUCCAGGUUCGGAAUGUUGCUUUUGAGAAGCAGGUGUCCGUGCGCUACACCUUCAACCAGUGGGAAAGCAUCCAUGAGGUGUGUGCUCGCUGGCACUGCAGCAUCCCAGACCAAAACGGGCAGGAGCAGGUUGAUGUGUUCACUUUCUUUCUUCCCGUGCCUCCUUUCCUCCUUCAGCUGAGCACUCUGGUCCAGUUUGCAGCGAGGUACCAAGUCAAUGGCCAGGAGUACUGGGAUAACAACAGAGGCAAGAACUACACCCUCCGCUGCCGGACUCACCCCCUGAAGCUGCCGAGGGAGUGUGAGGAGAGCUGGAUCCACUUCAUCUGAACAAAGGCAGUGGUGCUGAGCAGCGUGGCAGUGGUCUCAGUGGCACUCUGUCCCUUGGAAUGGCUCUCUGCUCCUAUGGCAACAGGCUUC
Molecule: messenger RNA, 1097 nt
Organism: Oenanthe melanoleuca
Lineage: Eukaryota; Metazoa; Chordata; Aves; Passeriformes; Muscicapidae
Gene: PPP1R3D
Product: protein phosphatase 1 regulatory subunit 3D
Exons: 2
Coding region: 90-1007 (305 amino acids)
Biological process (GO): regulation of glycogen biosynthetic process
Cellular component (GO): protein phosphatase type 1 complex
Molecular function (GO): glycogen binding; protein phosphatase 1 binding
Source: RefSeq, a predicted model, not a curated record